Messenger RNA from Phytophthora sojae, 315 nucleotides. RefSeq lists its product as hypothetical. The transcript is spliced from 2 exons. The annotation marks the transcript as partial. Lineage: Eukaryota; Oomycota; Peronosporomycetes; Peronosporales; Peronosporaceae. The record is from RefSeq and is a predicted model, not a curated record.
UUAGGUGUCUCCAUGAACUUCACAGUGCGCACGAUUUGCACCUUCCCGUCGCCACAUGGUGCGAAGUUCACACCAUCUUCGUACCCCAGGAAUCGAUACUUGAACGCCUUUGCAUCCAGCUUCCAACGCUUCUCGUCGGCGAUGGGAGCGUACCCGAGUGUACCAAACACCUUCAUGUUCUUGAGUUGGGGCUUGGCUCGGUGCACGAUAUCGUGGGGUGUCUUCACGGUCACCGAAUUCGGGAUCCGAUUCAUGAUCCACGCAGCCGUGUUGACGGAUUCCGCCCACCACUUCUUGUCGAUUCCUUCAUGGUAG